Molecule: messenger RNA, 878 nt
Organism: Solanum pennellii
Lineage: Eukaryota; Viridiplantae; Streptophyta; Magnoliopsida; Solanales; Solanaceae
Exons: 1
Coding region: 1-573 (190 amino acids)
Molecular function (GO): DNA binding
Source: RefSeq, a predicted model, not a curated record
AUGACUAGUGUGGAUUAUUUACUUACUGUAUCUGAAGUGUCUGGCUUAAAAUCCAUGUACGGUGAAGAAACCGCGGAGCAAGAUGAAGGAUUUGGUAUGAAGAAAGACGAAAGGAUCACUCAGAAUAUUGUGUCAUCAUAUCCACAUGUUGUUGAUCAAGAAGUUUUUGAUUUCGAUGUCCCAAAGGGAAAACGAAACAGAGCUCCGGAGAAUAAUUCUGACGAAGAAAACAGACUAAUACAAGUUGAUAAAAACAGAGAAAAGGCGGUGGCGGAUAAUAGGGAAAACAGAGGAAUCAGAAUCAGUAGUAAUUCUUCACCAUUGCCCUUUAACGGAAAAAGAUCACGAGACGACAAUUUUAAACCUGUUGAUAGAGUUGUAGUCAUGGUCGUGGCCCCUCCUCCUCCUGCUGCUGUUAUAGUCAACAGAGGAGAAUUGAGUAUCGAAUUCAAGAAUCUGAUUAUAUUGUAUGGGGGUUCACUUGAAUCAGCUAAAUUGGUCAGUGAAAAAACACUAGUUGUGACUGAUGUUACAGGGAAGAUUUUCGAUCCCACAAAAACAGAUACUUUCUAACGCCUAACGAAGAGCAACUUUUGAAUGAGGCUAAUAAUAAAAUGCGUGAGAUGUUGAUUGAGCCUUUGCAUAUAAAAGGUGAAAUAAAUCUGAGAAAAUGGACAAUGAACAAAAACAAUGGGAAAGCAAGUUGUAGUUAUGUGUUGGUUAAACACUGGAAUGAUGUCGUAACAAGGAAUCGAUGGUAUGAAGAUGCAAUUGUGGGCAUUCCGAAAGGGUGAAACCCCCUUGUUAAGUUGUAAUUAGAUGACUAACUAGUAAAUUUGUUGAUUACAUUGGAUAUUCUUGUUCUCGCCAUCUAUAAA